CUCAAAAUAUUGUGUCUUUUGACAUAUACAAAAUUUAUUUUUCACAACACAAAUCAAAUUUGGAGCUUUUUUCUAAAUGGAUCAAAAAGAUGUUUCCUCCGAUGACCAAAAACUUAGUCUGUCACCAAUCGAUGGUUUCAUCAAUCAACCCAUUUUUGUAGUCGAUUUGAAUGGCGAAGUGCAAAUACAACUCGAAGGAAGCCAUACGACCUCCUCAAUCACAGAAAGUGAAAAUGUGCAAUCACCGAGAAACGUUCAAUUUGAUGAGGGAAUCGUAAAUAAUCAGGUCAGUUCCCAGACUCUGCUGGCAAGGGAUGGAAUUGGAUCAGACGAGGUUUGUGGAAGUCCCAAAAUUCCUGAAAAUCAGAGAGAAAAUGAGGAGAUAGCGGAACGUUUCAAGCAAAUAAUGAAUAUGUUUGACGCCUUCACUAAGAAUUUGGAAAGUCUAGAUAUGUCGCCAACGCCAUCUGCCGUAAAGACGGAGACAAUUGUAAAUAUAAAUGAGUUAUCUGCAGAUUGUGGGAAACCCCAGACUAGUUAUUGCCAGAGUGAAGCAGGGGAGGUGUACUAUUCAUCUGGUGCCUAUAAUUCGGGGAAUCCCAACUGCUUAGCCCUCCAGACUUCGUUCCAUGAAAAUGCUAGCAUUGGUCAAUCGUCGAAGGUGACAGUUUCCGUUUGUUCAAGUAAAUCUGAAUUGCUUUUAUCGCUCAAUAAUUACACCAACGCCGACAACGUCUGUCAUCGUGUUUCAACUGAGGACGACCAUUCAGUAAAGAAUCAGAUCAAAGAAAUACCAUCAAUUCAAAAUGUUUCGCACGACGCCAGGACAGCUGAUGAAGGGACCACAGUUCCAACAUUCCAUACCAUACACAUUGACACCUCGGUAUUACCAUCGUCAAGUGUCAUGCGUCGGCCGCCAAUGUGCCAGCGUCUGUGGGAUUCGAUAAGCGAUUUCUGUGCAGCCAUCUGCUUGUGCCUCCAGGUUAAUAAGGAAUGCAUUUUUUGUUUUGCUUUCUUUGCAGCAUUUGUUGUGAGCGCUUCCUUUUUGACAGCUUUCUUUUAUCGUACUCUCAGCCUGAGUCCAUUGCUACUGCAGCCGUCUGUUGUGCCACUCCAACCGGAAGACGGAAUGGUGGAAACAUUUUGAAGUGGAUGCACCAAAUGAAAUUGAAAUCUAUUGCCCAAAUUUGUUUGUAAUUGGAAAAUUCAGAAUUUCUAUUAAACCCCAAGAGUUCAGUGAAGCCUUCUAGCAUUUGUUGCAAAUUCAUCUAAACUCGCAACGAUUGAGAUGUAUGAAACGAAAUCCGAAUUGUUUCAAUAAAAAUGCAACAUUAUUCGAAAA
This is a messenger RNA of Musca domestica (house fly), 1342 nucleotides long. RefSeq lists its product as uncharacterized. Bases 77 to 1147 code for a protein of 356 amino acids. The record is from RefSeq and is a predicted model, not a curated record. The transcript has 2 exons. Lineage: Eukaryota; Metazoa; Arthropoda; Insecta; Diptera; Muscidae.